AUGUCGACACCGAACCAGCACUAUCUCAGGAUAUCCCAGCGCAAUGCAGAGGAGUCGGCGCUUUUACGCCUGCCCCCAGAAAUACGAAACCUGAUAUGGUCUUACGCUGUACAUGCAGAAACAUUAGUUAGCGUUCACCUCGUUAGCCGCCGGUACCCCACAGAAUGGCCUGUACAGGGCAUGAGUCGAGUUUGCAGACAAGUACACGCAGAAACUCGGUUGCUUGCUUACACCGUUAAUACCUUCACGUUGGUCAACACAGCCUAUCUUACGGCAUGGCUCAUGAUGCUACUUCCCGAGCAGAAAGCCGCCAUACAGCGGAUUCAAGUUGGCGACUAUCAGUUCUCGUAUGAUUUCCUACAACUCCUUCCAGGCUUGAAGUCUAUCGUGGUGGAGUGCUUCUGCAAUAAGGCUGUCGUCGACGAUUGUACAGAUGGCAAAGCUAUCAUCAAUCAUUUGGAAGACAUCUUGGGUAAUUCCGGUCUCAAGAUCCAACACCUGCCGAUGUUCUUGAAGAUGGCCUUUUCGGCCCCAGCGGGAGACGAAGACGAGUUUGCCGCACUCUGGCCCCAGAUUCCGCCGCUCGAGCCCGUUGAGGCUGAGGCCACCGUGCCCUCCAAGCGGCCUGCGAAGAAAGAGGCGGCGGGCGCCGAGCCGCCCAAGAAGAAGAAGGACAAGAAAGACAAGAAGGAGAAGGAGAAAGAGAAGAAGAAGAAGACAGCAGUGGGGGAGUGA
Messenger RNA from Alternaria alternata, 735 nucleotides. RefSeq lists its product as hypothetical. The transcript is spliced from 3 exons. Bases 1 to 735 code for a protein of 244 amino acids. The record is from RefSeq and is a predicted model, not a curated record. NCBI's taxonomy places the organism in Eukaryota, Fungi, Ascomycota, Dothideomycetes, Pleosporales, Pleosporaceae.